CUGAAAAUAUGCGAUUUUGGAUUAUCAAUUAAGAGUGAACAGUUGGAAAACGAAAAAGAGAUUCAACUACCAACGAAAUGGCUGGCACCGGAGGCCAUUAAAUUAAGGCAAUUCACUACCAAAAGCGAUGUUUGGGCAUUUGGUGUAUUACUGUUUGAGAUAUUCACCGAUGGCAAUGAACCUUAUCCUGGUCAAUCCAAUGCGGAAGUUCGCGAAAAGCUGACUGAUGGCAGUUUAUUUCGAAUGGAAAUACCGUUGGACAUUCCUCCUGGAAUCGCAGAACUGAUCAAGAAAUGCUGGCUGGAGGAGCCAAAACAGCGGCCAACAUUCAGAGAAAUCUAUCGAACACUCACCAAAAUUUCAUUCCUCUAA
Molecule: messenger RNA, 372 nt
Organism: Gongylonema pulchrum
Lineage: Eukaryota; Metazoa; Nematoda; Chromadorea; Rhabditida; Gongylonematidae
Source: the annotation of a GenBank genome assembly